GCAGGAGGGAUCUGUAAAAGGUGAAUUCCAAGCACUUGCUGCUUCUCACUCGCCUUCCCAUGCCUGGUUUCCCUGCAGAGCUUCUCAGCCAAGCAGCCAGAGCAGGGCUGGCAGUGCCAGGAGAAGGGAUGUGGGGUUAGUGCCGACACAGAGAAGAAGCAAGCCCUGGGGGAAAGGCAGCUGCUAGCUUUGCCACUCAAGGCUUAAUGCCCUAAGAGCCCUGCUGACUCCUGCUCAGAAGCAAAGGGGAAACUGCAGGCACUCUGGACGGCCGGGCACCCGAUGAUGCUGCAUUUCCUCAAAUCAUGAUGGGACAAAGGCUCAGAAAAUGCAUCGCCCUUUGCCUGCUGCCCUGGAGCUGCCUGGGCUUUGCCUGGAGUGAUGCUGCUGGGCCCGGGACUGCCUCACCCAGGGAAGGACACGUCAGAAAGGGGCUGCCCCGAGACACUGCCAAUGGGACCUACUUGCACAACAACAUCUCAGCACCAUGCACAGCACUCGUUCCACCACGCUAUGGAUUCUACUCCGUGGACAGAGGCUCGGGCGUCUCCCUGGGCUCGGUGCUCGUGUACUGGUGCCAGGAUGGGUACCAGCUGGUGGGCAGCCAGAGGCUGUCCUGCCUCCGCCGGGACAGCGCUUCUUCCUGGAGCCACCCUCCGCCCCGCUGUCAGGCCGCCCCGAAGCCCCCAGGCACUGGCUCCCGCGCUGCGGUGGCCGCAUCGCUGCUCAGUGGAGCUGUUAUCCUGGUGCUGUCCAUCUCCUUCGCCGUCUGCUGCUGGCGCGACAGGGCGAGGAGGAGGUGUGCGGGGUGACAGCAAAGGAGGAAAGCCAGAGGAGGAUGGAGACAUGACCACUCCACUCCUGACAGGACAAGGAAGGCUUUUGAGAGACUGAAACACUAUCACCGGCGCGAUUACCACCUUUCAGCCCUUUCCAGCUCUGUGUUCCCAGGGGCACUGGCAGGCUGCAAUAACCUGGCUUUCCAAAGCAGCCCUGAAAGCCUGUUGAAGCUGCCCCUGCAGAGCUGGCACCCCACAGCGCAGGUCUUGCCCCGGCUGGUGACACCCAGCAGCGCCCUGCCCAGCCAGCCGCACCACAGCAUCCUGCCGCACAUCCUGCCCAGCCAGUCCCACGGGCCCAGGGACCUGCUGCCCCUCUACCACAGAAGCCUUGAGGAACACCAGCUCUUCAACAAGUUCGGGAGGCCAGUUUAAAAAUUUAAACUGCUGUUUGACCUUUUUUUCAGUUUCCUUUUUUCUUUUAACACCAUAGAUUCCUUGGAACUCUGCAGAGCUCAGGGAAAAAUCUCGUAAGAGCCAGUUCCUGCACCUGGAUUUUCAAAUGGACAAAAUUUGAUGUGUUAUGUUGAAAGGCUUUUUUGAUAUAAUCCCACAUGUCCAGAAAUGCACAUCUCAAACAAGAGUGCCUGGGACAAGCUUCUUAAUUCAUCAUUAAGAUGUGAGAUGUAUAAAGCCAAGCCUGAGCAGCUCCAGCUUAACCCACAGGCUGAGCAUGUGCGGACUUUCAGGUUUUAAACACAAGGGCCUGAUUUUCUGUUUCCUGCUCUUUCAAAGGCUGGAAGUGAAGACAGCCAGUUACCAGCAACAAGGAAUCUAUGUCAUUGCAUAAUUGGAAGCAUUUACAAUUCACUGCACUUGAAUGUAGGCUGAGAUUUAAAAGUGGGGAAUUUUUGCUGUUCAGAACUCACCAUAUCCUCCUAUUUCUACAGAGACAGUCUUAGACUUGCAGGAGGCAGCGACAAGUGUGCAAAGAGAGCCAGUCAAGAUGAAAAAAUGAAUUUAUCUGGAAGCUGUGGCUGCCCCAUCCCUGGCAGUGUUCAAGGCCAGGCUGGACAGGGCUUUGAGCAACCUGGUCUAGUGCAAGCUGUCCCUGCCUGUCCAUGGCAGGGGGUUAGAACUGGAUGAGCUUUAAGGUCCAUUCCAACCCAAACCGCUCUGCGAUUUCUAUGACCCAGCACAUCUGAAGGGAUUAAAAAAAAAAAAAUUAAAACCAAAACAAAGACAAAAGCCCCAAAACAACCAAAACCCAACCAAACAAAAAAGCAAGCACCAAAACUUGAAGGUUUUCAUCCCUUCUCCCCUGCAACAGAAAUUCACAUCAGGUGUAUUAGACCUACAGCAGCACCCAAAGUGCUAGCCUAAAUGCCAUCAUUGCAUUUAGAAAGCAAUGACACUCUUAUUUCUGUCCAGGAUUUCCUGGGUGGAAAUAGAGGAGCACGCUCCAGGCAGCACAUGCAGAGCCUGGCCAAGGAGCUUCAGGACAGCUCGGCUGCCAUUUGCACCACAGAACAGACCUCUGCCUGUGUACCACAACUGACACAGUGUGGGCACAUGGGACUUGUCGAGUAACACAGCAUCAUGUGUGCACAGAGAUGCUGUGCAGGUAUUACACUGUUAGAAGAGGUGCCAGCAGCCCCAGGAGCUGCUGCAUAUAUGGGGCAGCGAAUGAGAACGAGCACCCAGGAUGUGAACCCCAGCAUCACCUGCCAUCCACUGCUCAAGAAUGCAAACUGCGAUACUCAAACCUGCUACAGAGGCGAGGAGUUUGUCUGCCGACUACAUUUCUAUCCACAUUUGCAUCAUGUUUCAAGGAAAAAAGGACUUAGAAGACACAAGGUAGUACAUUCUUGAGAUAAGGCAAAACCUACUAGUGGACAUGUGGUAACCACUGCCACUUCUCCCCGGAAAAACGGCUAGAGACAUUGUUUUUUCUAUUUCUAAUAA
This is a messenger RNA of Pezoporus occidentalis (night parrot), 2744 nucleotides long. RefSeq names its product sushi domain-containing protein 3-like. The transcript is spliced from 5 exons. The record is from RefSeq and is a predicted model, not a curated record. Lineage: Eukaryota; Metazoa; Chordata; Aves; Psittaciformes; Psittacidae.